Sitophilus oryzae (rice weevil) is the source of this 2224-nucleotide messenger RNA. RefSeq names its product zinc finger protein 883-like. NCBI's taxonomy places the organism in Eukaryota, Metazoa, Arthropoda, Insecta, Coleoptera, Curculionidae. Gene Ontology annotation, biological process: regulation of transcription by RNA polymerase II. Gene Ontology annotation, cellular component: nucleus. Bases 281 to 2170 code for a protein of 629 amino acids. Gene Ontology annotation, molecular function: DNA-binding transcription factor activity, RNA polymerase II-specific; RNA polymerase II transcription regulatory region sequence-specific DNA binding. The record is from RefSeq and is a predicted model, not a curated record. The transcript has 7 exons.
CAGAACAGAAACCCAGAAAUGUCCAGAAACCUUUGAAAUCCAAAGGUGAUCCACAGCCUUUGUUUAUGUCCACAGCAAUCCCAAAUUCCAAACCAAGAUAAUAGAGUAAUUAAUCCAACGUUGAAAUCAUCAAAUGAGUGGUGGAAAAUCUAUUAUUAGUCAACCCAUCUGAGAUAGCAAAUAUAAUCUUGAUUUGUAUGUGAUCUGUGAUCUUGAUUCUACCAUCAAAAUCCCCAUAAUGGUUUAGAGGUAUUUGUAUUUAAAACCAGAAAACACAAAAAUGGAUUUUAGUAGUGUAAAAUCUGAGUUAGUGGAGGAAUAUCAACAUGCGAUAAAUGGCCAACAAAUUGAAUUUAUUGAUAAUGAAAGAAAUAACGAAAGUCAAAAUUAUCAGUGUGAGGAUUGUUUGGAGGAGUUUCAGGCAAUAGAGUUAUACGAGAUGCACAAAAAUAUACACAGGCCUGUUGAAAAAUGUCCUACUUGUAACCGUAGUUAUAAACUAAUAAAUAGGUUUCAAGAGCAUAUUGAAUCGCACCUAAACAAUUAUUUAAAGUGUACUUUUUGCCCCAAAAUUUUAUUCAUGAAGAAGGUUUACACGAAACAUAUCUCAUGGCAUAAAAAAUUUGAGAAACAUUAUGAGUGUUCAUUUUGUAACAAGGCUUUUUCUCUUCAAAAACAACUUACUAUUCAUGAAAGAGUGCAUACCAAUGAAAGACCUUUUGUAUGUAACAUAUGUAAUAAGACUUUUAAACAGAACGGUAGUUUACAUAGUCAUAUGAACACCCACAUGGAAGAAAAGAAGUAUAUAUGUCAUAUAUGCCAAGGAAGAUUUGCGACAUCUUCAAGUGUAAACAGGCAUGUAAAGAGAGUUCAUGAAAAUGGUGUUAGUUUUUCAUGCAGAUUAUGUGAACUUGAGUUCUACAAUAAAUUCAGUUAUUAUGAGCAUCGAAAAGAACAACAUCCAAAUUUAAAUAACUACUUCAGAACAUGUCCAGUGUGUUCAGAGCAAUUUAAUACAAAGAGAAGUUAUUUAAAACAUAAAAAAAUGCAUGAAAGCAGAGGAGAAAUACAUGUUGUUCGUGCAGUCAGAAUAUCAAGAAAUAAAAAAAAGAGCGAUAAAAACUUUAGGAAAUGUGUAUUAUGUGGUAUAUUGGUGGAUUACAAAUCUUAUUAUUUCCAUCUUAAUAAGCACUUACAUAUGACAGAUGAUGAGGUCAAAAAUUGUGAAAGGAUUUCUUUGUUUCCUUGUAAAGAAUGUGAAUAUGUAUUUCCUUCUAGGGAAAAAGCUAUUAGACAUAUGGAAAUACAUUUAGAGAAAUCUUUUGUGUGUGAAAAGAAAGAUUGUGACAUUAAAACAGCUAUGACUUAUAUGUCAUAUACCGUGCACAACAGCAAAUUCCAUGAAAAGUUUAUAUGCCAGUUGUGCAAAGUUAUAUUUGUUGGUUAUGCAAAGUAUAAAAAGCACAGAGUAUCUUCUUGUAAGACGAAGAAAAAAAAAGAAGUGUUUGUAUGCAAGUGGUGUAAGUUGAAUUUCACUAGUAGCCAAAGGUUAUUAACACAUUACUGCCACUAUAAAAAAUGUUACUCUGCAUACCAAUGUUCAGCUUGUUGUAAAUCAUUCUCUUUGCUCAUUAGUUUGAAAAAACACAUUUUAUUGUCUCAUAAGAGCAAAAAAGUGUCCAAUCAUGUAGAAAGAGGUAAAUUUAAGUGUAAACAUUGUGGCGAUUUGUUUGAUUCUUCAAACCAGUUAAUAAGGCACGAAAGAAGAUGUUUGUCUUAUAUGCAAUGUGAAAAGUGUAAUAAAAAUUUCGCACUUCUCAAGUCUUACAUCCUUCAUGUAGAAAAUGAAAUGUGUUCAGUUGAUCCAAAUAAACUCUUUUGUACUCCCUGUAACAGAAAACUAGGCACUGUAGAAGCAUUUAAAAAGCAUAUGAAAAAUGUCCAUGCUGAGUCUGGUCUUCAGUGCAGGUACUGUAAUCAAACAUUUAAAAAUAAUGAAAGUUUACGCCAACACAUGAUACGCAAACAUCCAAACAAUGAAAAAUACUUUUGUAAAUUUUGCAAGCUGGGUUUUGUCAAGUUUCAGCAACUGUUGUUCCAUAGGAAGUCUCAUUUAAGUAAAAAAAAUGCUAGGGUUGAACAAAUAGCUAAGGUUCAAGAUACUUCUUAAGGAUAUUUUGGUAAAAGUAAAGAAUAUGACAGAGUAAAUUAAUUUUUUUUUGAG